Molecule: messenger RNA, 870 nt
Organism: Cyclopterus lumpus (lumpfish)
Lineage: Eukaryota; Metazoa; Chordata; Actinopteri; Perciformes; Cyclopteridae
Product: doublesex- and mab-3-related transcription factor B1-like
Exons: 3
Coding region: 1-870 (289 amino acids)
Biological process (GO): regulation of transcription by RNA polymerase II; sex differentiation
Cellular component (GO): nucleus
Molecular function (GO): RNA polymerase II cis-regulatory region sequence-specific DNA binding; DNA-binding transcription factor activity, RNA polymerase II-specific
Source: RefSeq, a predicted model, not a curated record
AUGUCCUUAUCCAAAGAACAACUGACGAUCGGGGCCUCAGAGCACCUGCGGAAGCCGAAAUGCACCCGGUGCCGACACCACGGGAUCAUCAUCCCGCAGAAGGGCCACAUCAGGUACUGUCCCUUCCUCAAAUGUGACUGCUGUAAGUGCUACCUCCUCACACAGAGGACUCGACUCACGGCCCUCCAGCGAAGUCUGAAGAAAGCCCCGCACGACCCCCAAAGGAAAGAGCAACGACCCGCCGUCAGCACGGUGACGGUAGCGGCUGAGGGGACUUGUAGCACCGUGGCCCGAGAGGACGACGCGGGUCUGUCGGCCGCAUUUGGAGUGCAGGGUCCCCCGACGAAAGGGGCACCGGGGCGAGCCGCCGCGACCGGGCCGAGUCGUCACGACGUCCACUGUCAAACUUCCGCGGGGAGACAGACGUCGGCCGGGUUGGACGGAGGGAAGGUGGCGCCCUUCGCUUUCAGUGAGGAAGGGCCUGGCACACGGUUUAGUGCCCCUUCCUUUGGUGAACUUGGCCAGGCUGCACCUCUGCCUGUUCUUCACGUCCCGUGGAUGUCAGGUUACCCCAGCGGCUACGGGCCGUGUCCAAACCUCCUGCUCAACAUGCCGUGGUUGCCUCCCGUGCCCACUGGGCUUUACAACAAUGGCCUCCACGGGCCCCUGAUGUUCCCCCACUUCGAGCCAGCUGCUCUGCAUUACCCGCCUCCGCCGGAGCCUGGACCUGCUGCCGAUUGCAGACCGGUCUUCUUCACCCUUCAACCACUCCCGCUCCCAGAGCCCCCCCAGGAGGAGCUGCUGUCCUGGCAGCACUCACCGUCUCCUCCGUGCAAACACACCGAGCCAGACGUGGAGGAGCUGGACUAA